AUGCCAAUCAAGGAGGUGGAGCCAUUGUCUCGCUACACCAACUUCACGUUGAACCAUGUGUGGGAGAAGUUCGAUUGCCAAACCGCCUUGCUCACCAAAGAGGCUCUCCUUCCUUUGGCGAAGCGCAACCCAGAGCUCUUUGACCCCGACCUGGACAACAUGAACACUGUGAGGCUGUCUUUGACACAACCGAAGAGUAGCCCUUUGAGUAAGUGA
Messenger RNA from Durusdinium trenchii, 216 nucleotides. The record is from the annotation of a GenBank genome assembly. NCBI's taxonomy places the organism in Eukaryota, Dinophyceae, Suessiales, Symbiodiniaceae.